Molecule: messenger RNA, 468 nt
Organism: Fusarium vanettenii 77-13-4
Lineage: Eukaryota; Fungi; Ascomycota; Sordariomycetes; Hypocreales; Nectriaceae
Exons: 2
Coding region: 1-468 (155 amino acids)
Source: RefSeq, a predicted model, not a curated record
AUGGCUCAGAAACCAAUUCGCGACUGGGUCUAUUUGGCCAUCAUCUCGGUGCAGCUCUUUGGCAUGUUUGACUCCCUCUACGGAAACCCAUCAGCGCCCUUUCACUUCCUCACCAUCAUCCGCGACACCUACCUCACCGUCUCGGGGGAUCCCUUCUUCGGGGACAAGUUCGUCGGUGACUGGUUUCACGGCUUUCUCUGGCUUGAACUACUUGUCCAGUGCCCUCUAGCCAUCUACAUCGUCUCCCAGCUCUCCUCCAAGAGCCCAUCCUCAGGCGCAACUGAACUUGCUGGCCUGGCUUUUGGCUGCCUCACUGGCAUGGGCACCGUGGCGUGUGUUUCUGAGUUGAUUCCUAUGGGCCCGGAGCUCGUCUCAGAAGAGCACAAGACGAACCUUCUCUACGGAACUUAUCUUCCUUUUCUCAUCAUUCGUAAGUCUCCAGACAUGCUUCACAUGGGUGUUUACUAA